Paramisgurnus dabryanus is the source of this 760-nucleotide messenger RNA. Lineage: Eukaryota; Metazoa; Chordata; Actinopteri; Cypriniformes; Cobitidae. The record is from RefSeq and is a predicted model, not a curated record.
AAACCCAGCUAAUACUCCAGAUCAAUAACCUAACCAAAGAAAGAGAUGAGUUAAUGAAUGAAAGAGAAGAACUGAAGAGAUGGCUUUCUGAACAAGAUCCGUGCUCUGAUAAAUUUAAAUGGAUUUACUUCAACUUGAGUUUUUAUUACAUUUCAUCUGAGAAGAGAAACUGGAGUGACAGCAGAGGAGACUGUGAAGAGAGAGGAGCAAAUCUGCUGAUUAUAAACAACAAAGAGGAACAAGAGUUUGUGCUGAAGGCUAUAUCUGGUUAUUAUCAUUAUUGGAUUGGUCUGAGUAAAGAGAGAGGGUUGUGGAAAUGGGUUGAUGGCACCAUAUUGACAUUAAGUUUCUGGAGGAAUGGAUCCCCUGGAUCUGACAAUCAGUCCUGUGCUGAAAUAUUUACAUCAGGGUGGACUGAUCAUUCAUGUGAUUCUAAUAACAGAUGGAUCUGUGAGAACAGAAUUUUACUGUGAAAUAAACUCAUGAAGUAAUACACCAGCACCAGUUUGUUUAGUAAUUGUGUUUUUUCUGUGUUUUCCCCCGAUUCUAUUAAUGUAAAUCUGUUUUGAAACAAUUACCAAUUGUGAAAAGCGCUAUAUAAAUUGAAUUGAGAUGUUUACUAAUUUAGUUUGUUAUUAUACAACAGCAAACAUGCCAGUGCUGGCCAUCUGUGGGACUACUGUGGGAAGGGGUGGGCAGGGCAAACCCGCACAAAACCCCAAGUGACAGUUUGGGUUAGCCCCCUAUGACUUUGCCCUUU